AUGUCCUCGACAAUCUCAACCAGCUCCGGCAGCAAGCCUGUCGACCCCUACAAGGCCAAGAGCUAUGACUUCAACGCAUCCGUCCAGGAAAAGAUUGAAGACCUCGUAAAGUUCAUCAAGGAGAUCAAAUAUGGGAUGCUCACCACAAAGGCGUCCGACAGUGAUCUCCUCUCUUCGCGAGCUAUGGCUUUAGCUGGAACCGAAAACGGUGGCAUCGACCUCAUCUUCCACACAAACCUCUUCUCCGGAAAGACGAUGGAUCUCACCGUGCACCCCACAGAAACGAACAUGUCUUUCCUCGACGUCGUAUCCGGUGGAUGGGCUUCUAUCUCCGGAACAGCGACGAUCUUAUCUGGUAAAGACAUUGUCGAGAAAUUCUACUCCCCAACUCUCAAAGCUUGGUUGGGUGACUUGGGUGAUGGUGUGCAUGACGGUGGUCCCUCCGAUCCUCGUAUCGGCGUUAUUAGAGUGGAAGCCAAGUCGGCAGUACACGUAACGCCUCGCAAAGGAAUGAUUGGUAGGGCAGUUGAAUAUGGAAAGGCCAUUUCUACAGGAGAUGUGCCUCCAAUUAACAAGCUCCGCGAAAUCAGCACGGAAGAGCUGGCCGAAUGUAAGUGUUCCCUAAUAAUAUUAGCUUCAAUAAUUGCUGAUCAUUUCAAGGGCGUCGUACUCACCACGAAUAAAUGA
Molecule: messenger RNA, 687 nt
Organism: Talaromyces stipitatus ATCC 10500
Lineage: Eukaryota; Fungi; Ascomycota; Eurotiomycetes; Eurotiales; Trichocomaceae
Product: blue light-inducible protein Bli-3
Exons: 2
Coding region: 1-687 (228 amino acids)
Source: RefSeq, a predicted model, not a curated record